This is a messenger RNA of Aspergillus wentii DTO 134E9, 2127 nucleotides long. RefSeq lists its product as uncharacterized. The record is from RefSeq and is a predicted model, not a curated record. NCBI's taxonomy places the organism in Eukaryota, Fungi, Ascomycota, Eurotiomycetes, Eurotiales, Aspergillaceae. The transcript has a single exon. The coding region runs from base 1 to 2127 and encodes 708 amino acids. Gene Ontology annotation, molecular function: protein binding.
AUGAUCGUCCCUAAACCCCCCGUGAAAUUAGAGGGCCACUGCUCAGUCAUCUACGACAACACCCUCUACACCUACUCCGCCAAUGGAUUCGCUUCCAUUCCUCUCGAGCAAGAUGCUACCUGGAGCAACAUGACCAUGGGAGAGCCCGUCUCCAAUGCCGCAUGUAUCACCGGCGCAGUGGACGAUACUGACAAAACGGCCAUGUAUGUGAUCGGCGGUACAGGGUCCUCAUCUGACUACACCGGAUUGCAAAGAUACUCUUUCCAAGAUAAAGAAUGGAAAACCAUUGAGCCCCCCACAGAUAACCUGUCGAAUCGGACCGGUCAUGGUGUUGCUUACCUCAAGUCAACCUCGUCAAUUUUCAUCUAUGGAGGAUCGCAGAAAGACAGUUCAGUCGCUAGCUCAGAGAACUUUAUCCUCAAGACCGUCGCACCCUACAACCUUAUGAGUUCUUCUACCGACGGAGUUCCACCGGCGACAUCACCCGUGUUGUUGCCAUGGAGCGACAAUCAAGUGGCCCUGCUAAGGGGAGCGACAGAACCGAAUUCGAUCCAUCUUUUCGAUUAUUCCAAUGCCGCUGAUACCUCAGGUACCUGGGAGAAAUCAAACGCAACUCUUGCCCAUCCCAUUGCUGAUAACAUCCAAUGCGCAAUGUUCAUGGGCUCCAAUGGAAGCAAGGUACUCGAGUCUUUCGACUUGAAUGUAUCGCCCAACACAGUGACCAGCUCGGUUUUGCUGGACUCCAACGGUGAGGCGGCGCCCGCAGGGCAAACCGCCGGCUCUUCCAAGAGAGACUCCCUGGAUGACUACCCGAAAUAUGACAGCUCCCUCGCAUCGACAACUACCAGGUCACAGUACUCACUGGCUCAAGGAGAUGACGGCCUUGUGGUCCUCUCCAGUGGCAGUGGUACCGACUCCUUGUCCAUCUUCAACCAAACAUCCAACGGUUGGGUAAAUGCUACCAAACUUUUCUAUGGCGACAAAUCUCAGCAGCAGAUUCUUCCAUCAGCAUCCCCUUCCGCUUCAGCCACCCCGACCGGAUCCUCCACUGCCGCACCUGCUGCUGGCAAUGACAAUGACAGCAGUAAUGUGGGUACCAUUAUUGGCGCGACCCUGGGAAGUGUUGUGGGGGCGGCAGCCAUUUUGUUAAUCCUUCUGUUCAUCUUGAAAAAGAAGAAGGACAACAAGAAGCGCGCCGCCGCACAAGCCCAAGGCGGAUCGAACGACAAAGGGGGGCGACUGAGCUUCCAAGAUCAAGGCAUCGAGCCCCUCACCCAAUCCGCGUAUCCCAUGGCGAAGAGUCCUGUUCCAAUGGCAGCAUCCUCAGUCGACUCCUUGGCAAUCUUCUCGGGCAAGGCGGGCAAGGAAUCGUCGGGUGCUAACCCUGUCGUUGCGCAAAAAUCAACUCAGCCAAAGCCAAGUCCUUUGACAACUAUCCAAUCCAGUGGAGAGGUCACUGCCGCUAGCCCAUAUGAGGCGGACAAGUCGUUUGAAACGGAGGAUGCAAUCGGAGGCCAACCCGGUGACCGAAGAACCAACGAAGGUUGGAGCAAAUAUUUCCAGGAUAACAACACCACCGACCUGGUGGGAAUGGAGCCAGAACCCUCAAACUCACGUGAAAUCUCCAAAUCCGAGGCUCGCCAAAGCGCAUGGCCGAUGACGAACCUGACACCCUUGAACUUUGGGUUCCUUGACGAGCCUAAGCCUCUGGGACAGGUCUUCAGUGGCAGCCCGACUACCGAGCAUGCCAACCCAAUGGACGGCCGAGGUCUUGUGAUUCCCGAAGGCCAGUCAGCGCGGAUAUCUAGCGCCGACUCGCUCAGUGUCGCUUCGGAUAAAAGAUAUUCUCAAGCCCGCGACUCUGAGUACCGCGACUCUCAGUGGACGACAGGACCCGGACACAGCAGCUGGCUCGGCCGCCCUACAAGCAGCACAUACAGUGAAAGCCUUUACAACCCCAGCGUGAGGGAUUCACACCUGCCCCUCGGACACGAGUUCAGAAUCAAUGAUCCCGCACGUGCCAAUGCGCGGAGAUCCAGCGCCCUGAUACCCGAGACUCUCGACGAGCGACCACGGCACAGUGUCAACGGGGAUAUGAGCUGGCUUAACCUGAAUUCCGAGCGAUAA